CUCUUCUCCUCCUUCUCCCACCCACCCACUCACUCACACACACACAAACACACCAAAUGGCUCUCACAAAAGAGGAAGACUUGAAGAUUAAUGCAAAUCUGUAUGAAGCACUGAUGAGACAAAAGGAUGAUAAAGUGAUCGAGUUAUGUAAAAAAAUUCCCAAGGGUCCUUUGCAUACACUUACCAUACACGAAGACACCGUCCUCCAUAUGGCAACUUAUCAUAAGAAAACCGACCUUGUACUGAAGCUCCUAGAUAUGGUGUCAGUCUGUGAUACUCACAAACUCACAUGGCAGAAUAGUGGUGGAAACACCAUUCUCCAUGAGACUGGCACAAACAAUAAGACAGUCAAGGUUGCAGUAGAGGUGCUACGCAGGGCUCCUAUGUUGCUUAACAUGACCAACAAAGAGGGAGAGACGGCAUUAUUUUAUGCAGCUCGCCAUGGCAAGACCAGACCCUUUCGAUUCCUUCACGAUGAAGUCAGUAGAGCAAUUCAAGGACCAGAUUUGGCGACAUUUCUUCGAAGGGAUGAUAAGUUUACAAUACUCCACAUAGCAAUUCUGAGUAGAAACUACAUGAUUGCCCUCGAGAUAGCAGAAACUUAUAGAGAGUUAAUCGGUGAAAAGGAUGCAGACGGCAUGACAGCUCUUCAACAUCUUUCAACCACUAAACCAGAAUUUCAUCCUAAAAAUUUCUUCAAGCGCAUGAUAUUCAAGGUGAUCGAUACAGAUAUUGAGUAUGAAGGAUAUCGGAUGUUCAACUAUUUUAAAAAACUACGGAAACAAAAACAUGCUUGUGAAUGGGCAAUGAAAAUUGCGCAAUUGUUGAUAAAAGAAGACAACUCAUGGGAAAAGACUGAAUCAUGGACAGAUAUGCGUGGUUCUAAGUUUCAUGAAUAUGGACAGAGUACAUCCACACUUAAACAAGAAAAAAAGAUUCCAAUAGCUCAUGAAGUUGAUUAUCACAAGCCUGAUACCCCAUUGUUGUUAGCAACCAAAUAUGAUUCUACGGAGAUUGUUAAAGAAAUAUUGAAAGUGUAUCCGCAGGCUGUAGAACAUGUUGAUAAAGAUGGGCGUACCAUUUUACAUUUGGCAAUCUUGCACCGAAGACAUAAAAUCAUAGAUGUUGUUGAAGAUAUGAACUAUCCAUUGGAGAGACUAAGAGGAAGGCUUGACAAGAAUUUUAACACCUUGUUGCACAUGGUUGGUCAAAGAGUUGAUGAGCUAGCAGAGGACGUGAAACAUCCUGCCCAACAAUUGAAAGAUGAUCAACGUCUAUAUAAGAGGGUGGAAGAGCUAUGUACAGCCUUAGACACCAUGACAAGAAACUCAGACCUAAAGACUGCUUAUGAAGUGUUUAGUGAAACCAAUGAUCAACUUCGUUCAGAAGCGAAGGAGUGGAUGUGUGAGAAUGCCAAAAACUGCUCACUUGUGGCUGUGCUUAUUGCAACUGUUGCCUUUACUUCUGUAUACACAGUGCCAGGAGGUCCAGAUGAGACAGGUCAUCCAGUUCUCAAGAAGAAACCUAUGUUUCUACUAUUUACCUUAGCUGAUUCCAUUUCGCUUUCAACGGCAUUGACAUCAGUUAUCUUAUUUCUCAAUAUUGUCACAUCACCAUUUCGGUAUAAGGAUUUUGCGUCAUCUCUUUUUGAGAAGCAACUUACAGCGCUUGUCCUGUUGAUCAUCUCUGUGGCAAUGAUGAUGGUGGCAUUUGCAGCUACACUUGUUUUAACUAUCAGUAGUAAAGCGAAAUGGACAGACGUGACCUUGUAUGGAGUUUCAUUCUUUCCGGUGUUUGUUUUCGUGUAUGAGUAUAUGCAACAAUACAUUGAAGUGACGAAGGAUUUCCACCGGGUACUAAAGGCUAUGAUGGAAAAAGUAGUUGAGAUUUAUCAUGAGAUUUGGAACUACAAACCUCAUUCUCUACAUCCACUUAUUGAUUCCAUGGAUCUAACAACUCGUUCACCCGUUUAGAGUAUAAUUUCGAUGCUUUGACCAUGUUUGUACCUUUUCGUUAUUGUUCUUCUCGCCGUGUUGUGUCUCCUAAUAGUGAAUAAUUUGCCAUUAAUUGAGUGAGUGCUGUCAAAAC
Messenger RNA from Lactuca virosa, 2088 nucleotides. Lineage: Eukaryota; Viridiplantae; Streptophyta; Magnoliopsida; Asterales; Asteraceae. The record is from the annotation of a GenBank genome assembly.